Corythoichthys intestinalis (scribbled pipefish) is the source of this 2506-nucleotide messenger RNA. RefSeq names its product E3 ubiquitin-protein ligase TRIM35-like. NCBI's taxonomy places the organism in Eukaryota, Metazoa, Chordata, Actinopteri, Syngnathiformes, Syngnathidae. The transcript is spliced from 7 exons. Gene Ontology annotation, cellular component: cytoplasm. The coding region runs from base 1328 to 2419 and encodes 363 amino acids. The record is from RefSeq and is a predicted model, not a curated record. Gene Ontology annotation, biological process: protein ubiquitination. Gene Ontology annotation, molecular function: zinc ion binding; ubiquitin protein ligase activity.
GUUUUGUCUCAGUUAUUAUCGGGAUAAAGGUGAUUGACGGUGAUGGAAUCUCAUCACGUAACGUUUGUCCCAUGAAAGCCAGGCGUCGCCUUUUGACUGGCAGUUGACCAUGUAAAGCCAUUUGAUAUCAACAACCAAGACUUUUCCAAACAAACCCGGGCACGCAACCUUCUUAUUUGCUCUCUCCGCGACACUCCAUUCACCAGAGUUGGAGUCAGCUGUCAUCCUUUGCAGUUGCACAGAUGUUAACACCAGUCAAACAGUGCUCCAACUGCAAACCGACAGUUGACCGAGACUGUCAGCAACUUGCGUCGUCCAAAGAGCGAUUAUUUUCUGUUUCUUGACCUUGAGAACCCAUAGAACAGCCAAAAUGUGCACACACAAAAAGACGAAACACACACAGUGUGUUGUCAGUCGGCCAUCUUGGAUGCAUCCCACAAUGCACUGCAGGUAUAAAUAGACUCAUCUGAGGCCGGAACGUUUUGAUUCAAAUAUGAGCUAUGACGGAAUCGAUGGGAAAAUUAUGAAAACUCAAAGUCGUCCUGUUAAUCAUGUUUGGAAUUGAAAUCACUCCAAUGCAUUUAUGUGGGAGGGUGGCGAAUGAACCUUCCCUCUCACUUCAAAUGGAUAGGACGUAUAUCUCUUUCAAUGGCAGAUCAAGUGAAAUGGCUCAUUUUAAUCCACUUAUCUACCAGCGACUGGUGGGCGGAAUGACUUCUUUGCUUCCAAGAACUCUGGUUACUAUGAAAAUGCAUUUUAAGUGGACACAAAACAGUGUUUCCUCUCCAGAGGACAUGCGAAACAUAUUUCAAUCUAAAUGUGAAAAAACAAAUCCUCAGCUUUCCUCAUUUUGAAUUCAUAACUUCAUUUCAAAUUGAUUUAUAAAAUGUGAUUCUUAGAUUAGUUGUCUUCAUUUUAAACAGUAUGUUGAUGACGGAUUUUAACAUUUUUAUAUUUAAAUGAGGAAGAAUACCGGACUUUGGUCUUUUGAGGAAGGAAAAUAGUUGUUGCUCUCUCUAAUAUAUGGCGCGCGGCUGUGUUCGUUCAUUCCAUAUCUGUUUUAUAAUCUUUCGUUUUAGAAUCCAAAAACGAAAAACGGAUUUGGGGGCUCGUUUUUCGAUUUCCAAAAUUAGAAUGCAAAAUGAACGGCUGAAAGUUACACGGACCUGUGGCCACAAGAGGGCGCUCAAGCAACAUAUCCAUCGCUCGGUAUGAGCAUCCCGGAGCAAAUGCCUUUAUGCUUUGAGCUCCCCUCGUCACCUAAAAAGAAGCCCAAUGUCACCAUUGUUGACUGUGAAGCACUUGGGAAGCGCACUUAUCCGAGCAAAUGGCGUUCCGUAUUCCGCUUCCAGCCGCCGACCUGUCAUGCACCAUCUGUUGCGAGAUCUUCAAGGAGCCGGUGGUCCUCAAGUGCAGCCACAGCUUCUGCGGCCCCUGCCUCAAGCGUCACUGGGCACGGCAGAACCAGACCCGCGAUUGCCCGCUGUGUCGGCGCCCGGCACGAGGGGAGCCGGUGCCCAGUUUGACCAUCAGGAACCUCUGCGAGGCUCUCGUACAGGACGAAGACGACGGGAGUGAUGAUGACGACGGUGAUUUCGACUACAGACCCAGGGAGAUGUGCCUCAUUCACCGCAAGGAGCUCACACUCUUCUGCCGUGUCGACCAGGAGCCCAUUUGCGUAGUUUGCAAAACUUCCAAGAGACACAAACGACACGAAUGUUGCCCUGUCAAGGAGGCCAUGGCCGACCUCAAGGUGAAACUGGAGAUGGAGCGCCGCUCCCUGUGUGAGAAAGUAGCAGCCCUGGACGCCGCCAAGUCCACCCACGCGGACACAGAAGAGCACAUCCAGGUGCAGGCGCGCUUCGUGGAGAAGCGCAUGCGAGAAGAGUUCUCUCGAUUGCGUCGCUUCCUGAUGGCCGAGGAGGAAGCCCGCGUGGCCGUCCUGCGUAAGGAGGUGGAGCAGAAGACCCGGGCGGCGCGCGCCAAGGUGGACGACGUCAACGGCCGCCUCAAGGCGCUCGGCGACGCCGUACGGGCCGUUGAGGAAAAGAUGGCGUCCACCAGCGUCUCCGUCCUCAAGAAAGGAAAGGGUGCAACACCUGGCGCCGACAUUCAACUGGACGGCCGCGCCGCCAUUUCGGGCUGCCUCGUGGACGAGGCCAAAUACUUGGGCUCGCUGAGCUUCCACGUGUGGGAGAAAAUGCGGGACAUUGUCAAGAAGGAUGGCCGCCAGUUACAAGGAAAAGCAGAAUAUGACGACUAUGAUGAGGUAGACUACCUCGAAGAUGAUGACGACGAGGUGGCCAUCUACGGAUCGGAUGCCACCAAGGCCGUCUUCGGAGGCUGUCUGCUGUUUCUCUUUUUCUUCCUUUCUUUUUUUCUUCUCCAAACUUUGUGGCUUCGACAGAACGCCAAGUGAACAUGCGAAUGGUGGCGCAACACGCGCAGACUGAUAUUACACAAUCACAAUUAGCUGGAAGUGAUUAAAAAAACCUUUUGUAAUGAA